ACUCAUUAGAGAGAGAGAGAGAGUUAAGAGAUGGUGAGCGAAAUGUUGAACAAGGUGAAACCAUAUUUGUGCAUGAUAUCCCUCCAAUUUGGUUAUGCAGGGAUGUAUGUCAUAUCCUUAGUCUCUUUGAAGCAUGGAAUGAAUCAUUAUGUGCUCGCUGUCUAUCGUCACGUUGUUGCCACAAUUGUUAUUGUGCCUUUCGCUCUUCUCCUCGAAAGGAAAAUAAGGCCAAAAUUGACACUCCCAAUAUUCUUAAGAGUAGUGGCACUGGGUUUUCUUGAGCCAGUGAUGGAUCAAAACUUGUACUAUGUGGGAUUGAAGUACACCUCAGCAACUUUUGCAUCUGCUGUUGUCAAUGUCCUUCCUGCCAUUACCUUCAUUAUGGCACUCAUUUUCAGGUUGGAGAGUGUCAACUUCAAGAAGAUAUAUAGUGUAGCCAAGGUGAUUGGAACAACCAUCACAGUCUCAGGAGCAAUGGUAAUGACUUUGUACAGAGGUCCAAUUAUUGACUUCCUACAUGGAAGAGAACAAACACACCAGGAAACAAACAGUGAAUCAUCAAAUCACCAGCAUCACUUGGCAGGCACACUAAUGGUCCUAGGCAGUGUCGUUGCCUGGUCUGGUUUCUUCAUUCUGCAAUCGUUUACGUUGAAGAAGUACCCGGCGGAGCUCUCCCUGACAGCAUUAGUAUGCGUGAUGGGUGUCGUGGAAGGUACCGCCAUAACCCUAGUCAUGGAACGCGACAUGAGUGUCUGGAAAAUCGGAUUCGAUUCAAGGCUUCUUGCUGCUGUUUAUUCUGGAGUGGUAUGCUCUGGAGUGGCAUAUUAUGUGCAAGGUUUGGUAAACAAGGAGAGGGGCCCAGUUUUUGCAACUUCUUUUAGCCCACUAUGCAUGAUCAUUACAGGCGCUUUAGGGGCUAUUGUCUUAUCUGAGAAAGUCCACUUGGGGAGCAUAAUUGGAGCCAUUUUCAUAGUAAUUGGCCUAUACACAGUUGUGUGGGGUAAAAGCAAAGAAGGCCGAAACAGUAGUAGUACAGCAGCAUCAUUGACAAAUAUUGAAAAGAAUGGCAACCUUGAAUUGCCAAUCAAAAAUGACACUAAAUCAGUAGUCCUUGUUAGCAGUAAUGUUGUCAAUGGAGAUGCAGAGGUUCUGAAGAUCCCAGCAUAAUGUGCAUGAUGAAAGGUCUCUUUGUGCAUGUAUGUGUUGAAGAACAUUCCAUCAGAGUUAAUUUUCCAAUCCCUCUGAUCUCCAUGUUAUAUAUAUAAAUAUAUAUGGAUAUAUGUAACUUUUUGACUUGGGGUUAUAUACAUAAUAUAUAUGUGCUACAAUGAAGCACUAAUUAUAUAGUUUUUCUUCUUCUUAUCA
This is a messenger RNA of Tripterygium wilfordii, 1365 nucleotides long. Its product is annotated as WAT1-related protein At1g21890-like. Gene Ontology annotation, cellular component: plasma membrane. The record is from RefSeq and is a predicted model, not a curated record. The coding region runs from base 31 to 1167 and encodes 378 amino acids. The transcript is spliced from 7 exons. NCBI's taxonomy places the organism in Eukaryota, Viridiplantae, Streptophyta, Magnoliopsida, Celastrales, Celastraceae. Gene Ontology annotation, molecular function: transmembrane transporter activity.